AAUGAUAACGCGCUAACACGGAACGCAAGCGGGAUCUUUGCAAAAUAAAUUAAUAUCGUUUUAAAGUAAAUUGUAUACUCGCUCAUGUGAACAGAUGUAAAUGUAUCAAGCGUGUGUCCGUUUUUGUAUCUAUUAAACAUAUCAUUUGAAAUACUAGAAACUCUUUUUAAUAUUCAAUCAUGCAAACAAAAUGGCGUAGACAUUAUUUUGAUGAAAAACACUUUUCAAAAAUCUUCAUUUAUUUAAAGGUUUUCCACUGUGGACGCCGGAAUCAUAUGUGACAUAGUUAGAUUCAAUGCAUAUAUCUUUGGUAACAGUUUGACGGAAGUAAAGUUUAAAAAGAACGUGACAGGAUGGCAACAGUAGAAGUCGUAACGGAGCAUAAAGCCACUUAAGAGGCGGGAGCACGACGUGAGGAGGAUCAAAAAGCCAGAUGCAAGGAGCAAGAGAUGGCCAGAUGCGAGGAGGAAACCGGGGUCAGAAAAGAGGAAGAAGAAAGGGCAAUCCAAGAGGAGAAAGGAAGGGCCGCCAGACAAGAUGAUGGUAAAAGGGCAAGACAAGAUGAGGUAGAAAGGGACAGACAUGAUGUGGUAUUGAGGACCAUACAAGAGGAAAAAGAAAGGGCCAGACACGAGGAGGAAAAAAGGACCAACCAAGAGGUGGAAGAGAGGGCCAGAUAUGAGGUGAAAGAUAGGACCAGACAAGAGGAGGAAGAGUUGGCCAUACAAGAGGAAGAAGAAAGGACCAGACAAGAGGUGGAAGAGAGGGCCAGAUAUGAGGUGAAAGAAAGGGCCAGACAAAGGGAGGAAGAGUGGGCCAGGCACCAGGUGGAAGAAAGGGCCAGACUAGAGGAGGCUGGGUGGACCGAACAAGAGGAGAAAGCGUGGGACAGACGAGAGGAGAGAGAAAUUGACAGACAAGAGUUAGAGGAAAUGUUCAUACAAGAGGAGGACAAGUGGGAUAGACAGGAGGAGGAAGAGUGGACCAGACAAGAGGAGGAAGUAAAUUAUGAAUAAAGUUUUAGAGUAAACAAUGGUUAAUUGUUAAAAGAUAGCCGUUUCGUCAAUAAUGAUAUUAUUAUUUAUAAAUUGACUAAACGUCAUACUUGUUUCUGGAAAAGACACGUUACGAAUAAAAAAAGUUAUAACUCUUUAUUUAUUCCGAUAUGAGAUGUAAACAAUGACAUUGGACAAACGUGCACAAAACAUGGUUGACUAUGGUGUUUGAUCAGACUUUGAACAAGAGUAACAAUGAUUUGACUACGGCUAUGGUAACUCAAAGUGAAAACAUUCCAUGUGUGAAAUGUUAAGAUUGUAUCACGUUAGAUCGUGGUCGAACAUGAUCUCGGCAUUGUUGUAAAUCUGUUGCAAUAAUGUCAGGUCUGGUUUGACUUUGACUACAAUUAUUCGACUAUAAUCUGACCAUGUUAAAAAAGAUGCCGUUAAUAUCAUAAAACACUGCCACUGUAACCUCCCUUAUUAAACUUAUGUCAAGUGAAAAGAUUAUUUGCAAUGAUAUUUUUUUGCAUAAAACCCUAGUUUUAAGAUCAUGAUAAAAUACGAUUGACCAUGGCAAAAGGGCAGCCUAUGACACAUAUUUGAAUAUGGAAAUUUUCAUUAUUAAACAAUAGUAAUCAUGGUCAUAACAAUUAUGGUAUAACCAAGUUUGGCCAUGUUGCUAGCGUGGCAAAAAUCCCGCGUUCCAAGAGUCAUGUUUGACAAAGUGUAUUUUAAGGACCAUGAAACAUUAAUAGUCAAGAUCAUGAUGACCAUCGUCAAACUUUAGUUGACAAAGAUUCUUGGGGGGGGGGGGGGUGCACUUUACCGCGCGGUCUAUGAAAUAGGUUGACAAUGGGACUCUUUCAUGACCAAAACACCAGAUCAACCACGGUCUUUACAAUGACCAUGUGUACCAAAACAUCAAACGAUCAUAACACAAGGUUUGACACAUGAUUUGUAAUGAAUAAAAAAAUGUCUUUUAAGCAUGGUGGCCCAUUUUUUUAUGUAUUAAACCAUGCUUUUUUUUGGUCAGUUUAACAGGAAAAUUCUGGUUUUAAGGCAGUUUUUUUUCGUAUUAUCAUUUCAAGAUCUAUGGUUCAAUUCAAGAAAGAGUCUAGUGCCAAAACGGUAAUUUGACCGUUGUCAACUAACAAACAAAUUCUUUAGCUAGGUUAUAAAUAAGACACAUAUAUAUGUGAGCCGUUUUUGCUGGUUGUAAUCGGUUUGUAAAUAAACUCGACUUGAAAUAGAUUAACGGUGUCGAAAUGGACUUUGGAAGCUUGGUACGAAGGUGUAUAUUUCAGUGAUUGUUAUUUGCGUUUAAUCCUGAACUUAGUCGGCUACAUAUUUGAUUUUGAAAGAAUCGAAAUAUUUUGAAAACAAAAUCGAAAAUUCGGGUAUAUACCAGAACUAGUAUCUCUCCAUAUGCAUUAUUACGAUUUGAUUGCUAAAGAUUCAUAAAAGGGUGCUCGAUAAUAAUAAAAUAACGGGAAAUAUUUCCUUAUGAAAAAUUUUAACGGUAAGGUUGCCUGCUUAACAAAAUGAGUAAAACUUAUUUUGCUUAUUUCCCUUUUUCAGUUUCUUAUGUAUUUCGUUUUAAUACAGUUUUAGACCUAGAUCAAUAUCAGCAACUUCCACACAAAAUUUAAUUUAAUUUAUUAUUUCUUCCAAUUAUAUUUUGAUGUUUGUAGUCUGCCAGUUCUUUUAAUUUUGUCUCUGUAUGUAUGUAUUUGUUUUUAAAUACCUCAUGUCUUAAUAGUCUAUAAGAUUGAUGAUGUAUCAUUAAAUGCUGUUUUGUUUAUAAAUAUGCAUGUUAUUUUAUUGUUAUAAUUGUAAAUGUCCGUUGUAGCUAUUCAUAGCUAAUGUUUCUUUGUUACACAUGUACCGACUUAAAAUAAAAUUUGAUUUGA
Messenger RNA from Dreissena polymorpha, 2908 nucleotides. RefSeq lists its product as uncharacterized. The transcript is spliced from 2 exons. Lineage: Eukaryota; Metazoa; Mollusca; Bivalvia; Myida; Dreissenidae. The coding region runs from base 450 to 1016 and encodes 188 amino acids. The record is from RefSeq and is a predicted model, not a curated record.